Bipolaris oryzae ATCC 44560 is the source of this 1269-nucleotide messenger RNA. RefSeq lists its product as uncharacterized. Gene Ontology annotation, biological process: alkanesulfonate catabolic process. The transcript is spliced from 4 exons. The record is from RefSeq and is a predicted model, not a curated record. Lineage: Eukaryota; Fungi; Ascomycota; Dothideomycetes; Pleosporales; Pleosporaceae. Gene Ontology annotation, molecular function: alkanesulfonate monooxygenase activity. The coding region runs from base 1 to 1269 and encodes 422 amino acids.
AUGUCGCCGUCACGCAAGAGGCAACGGACAGAAGUAGAAGGCAGCAGUACAAAUGGCACCAAUGGACAUGCCAAUGGAACAGAAGACAGCUUCACGCCCAUAAAACAAUUGGACAUCAAUCAGGAUCCAGAUCGUGUAUUAUUCGCAUACUGGGUUCCCAAUGUCUCUGGUGGUCUUGUGGUUUCUAAAAUACCCCAAAAAACAAAUUGGGAUCUUGCAUCAAACGUGCGGUACGCCAGGACAGCCGAGGAAUAUGGAUUCGAGUAUGCGCUCACUCAAAUCCGCUUCACGGCAUCAUACGGAGCCGACAAUCAACACGAGAGUGUUUCCUUUUCCCAGGCCUUACUGCACAGUACCGAACGCCUCAAAUUGAUUGCUGCUAUACUCCCCGGCAUAUGGAACCCCACCGUUGCAGCAAAACAGCUUGCGAGUAUCGAUAACUACAGCAAUGGCCGCAUUGCUGUAAACAUGGUUUCAGGCUGGAACAAGGGCGAAUUUACUGCCGUCGGACAGUGGUGGCUCGAACACGCUGAGCGCUACAGACGCACCAACGAGUUCAUCCGCGCCCUGAAAGGCAUCUGGACCGCCGACGACAAGGGCUUUUCAUUUGCCGGAGACUUUUACCAAUUCCACGACUACAAACUGGCCCCCAAACCGCUCCAAAAGCCGCACCCAGAAAUCUUCCAAGGCGGCAACAGCGACGACGCGCGCCACAACGGCGCAGAGGUAAGCGACUGGUACUUCAUGAACGGCAACGACCUGGACGGGUUCCGCGAGCAAAUCGCCGACGUCAAGGCUCGCGCCCGCAAGUUCGGCCGCGAAGACAGCGUGCGCUUUGGCGUCAACGGCUUCGUCAUCAUCCGCGACACCGAGGACGAAGCCAUCCGCGUGCUCAAAGAAAUCCAGGGCAAAGCCGACGUCGAGGCUGUAGAAGCGUUUCGUGGGGCCGUCCAGCAGGCUGGUGCCAGCACGGCGAAUAAGAAGGGCAUGUGGGCGAAUAGCUCGUUCGAGGAUUUGGUGCAGUAUAAUGAUGGGUUCAAGACGAAGCUUAUUGGCACAAAGGAGCAGAUUGCCGAUCGCAUUUUACUGCUGAAGAGCUUGGGCGUGGACUUGGUGCUUACGGCGCAUUUGCAUUAUGAGGAGGAUAUUGAGAGGUUUGGCAAGGAAGUAUUGCCGCUAGUGAGGAAGUUGGAGUCCGAGGGGAGGGGAAAGGAUGCUGAGGAUGAGAUAAGGAGGACGGGACAUGUGUAUCAGAAGGUUGUGAAGUAA